Molecule: messenger RNA, 1266 nt
Organism: Penicillium salamii
Lineage: Eukaryota; Fungi; Ascomycota; Eurotiomycetes; Eurotiales; Aspergillaceae
Source: the annotation of a GenBank genome assembly
AUGUCUCGAAUAAUAAAGAACAUCGUUAUCACACCAGUUGCAUUUCAUGAUAUGCCAUUGCUGAAUAGUGUUGGUGUACAUGAGCCAUUUGCUUUGCGCAGCAUUAUCGAAAUCAUUACCGACUCCACUUAUGGCUUGGGCGAGUCAUACGGUGACUCGGCUCACCUAGCCCGCUUGGAGAAAGCAGCUGAGGGCAUCAAGGGUCUUUCCGUGUAUGAUACAAAUGCGAUUUAUCAAGUCUGCACCGACUCUUUGAUCGGCGACACUUCCACAGGUGGCGAUGGAAUGGCCGGCAUGGUCACCACCGCAUCUGUUGUCGACAAAGUUUUCUCUCCUUUCGAGGUUGCUUGCCUGGAUAUCCAAGGAAAGAUUGCCGGACUUCCAGUGAGCGACUUACUUGGUGGACGGGUGAGAGACUCCGUUCAGUAUUCUGCAUACCUCUUUUACAAAUGGGCCGGGCACCCUGGUCAGCCAGAUGACGAAUAUGGGGAAGCUCUGGACCCAGAGGGUAUCGUGAAACAAGCAAAGAAGAUCAUCGAUGAAUAUGGGUUUAAGGCCAUUAAGCUGAAGGGUGGUGUCUACCCGCCUGCGCAGGAGGUCGAAGCGAUCAAGGCGCUGCAUGCUGCAUUCCCCGGUGUGCCCUUGCGACUUGAUCCGAAUGCAGCAUGGACCGUGGAAACCUCAAAUUGGGUAGCCCAGGAGUUGGACGGUAUUGUUGAGUAUCUGGAGGAUCCAGCCCCGGAGAUUGAGGGCAUGGCGGCGGUUGCCAAAACAGCUUCAAUGCCUUUGGCAACGAACAUGGCCGUUGUUGCAUUCUCUCAUCUCCCACCUUCGGUUGCGCAAGAUGCGGUACAAGUGAUUCUGUCUGAUCAUCACUUCUGGGGGGGUCUUCGCAAGUCCCAAACAUUAGCAGCUAUUUGUGCAAUUUGGAAUAUGCGGUUGUCCAUGCAUUCCAAUAGCCACCUGGGUAUAUCUCUCGCCGCCAUGACUCAUUUAGCAUCUGCGACGCCAAACCUGGAUUAUGCUUGCGACACACACUGGCCUUGGAAGCUUCGCGAGGAAGAUGUGAUUGUUGAUGGUGCACUCAAAUGGGCCGACGGUGGUGUUGUGGUGCCAACUGCCCCAGGCCUCGGAAUCGAACUCGAUAGAAAAAAACUGGCGCUACUCUAUCAGCAAUACCUUGACUGUGGGAUGACAAAAAGAGACGAUACCACGUACAUGAAGAAAUUCCGACCCGAAUUUUCGCCGCACAUCCCGAGGUGGUGA